UCAGCGGGAAGGAGUCAGAUUAACACGAGGCAGGGGCGUGGUGUGGUGAAGGAAGAAGUAGAACCGCCAAUGAGAAGAGGACAAUGCCUCGCGUGCACAUUGACUCGUGACGCUUAAAUACACUGGGUCAGGAAGAGAUAGUCAGUCAGACUUCGUGAACUGGCAAACUUUUGUUGCUUGUCAGGGAAAGAAGCUGAGACCCAGAGCUCUGUAAUUUUAUUCCUUUACUGCUUAAUAAACUACAUUAUCUGAGACCGAAUAUCUUCUCCUAUUGCUUCAUUAUAGAACACGCAGGACUGAGCUCACACAUAGCACGCUGGAGAGUAGGACGAGCCUCGAGUCCGACAGUGGGGUGCCUACCUGUAUACUGGAAAUUUGGCGGCUUUGAAGCUGGAUCCAGAUCUCAACGGCAACCCACCAUUUCAUCCUUCAUUCAACACCUACAGUGGCCUUCAACUACCUGAUGAGUCAAGCGAUUCUCCAGAUGUGUGGGAAAUUCAUCUCUGCAAUUGUUUCUUAAAUGGACUAAAACCGGACAUUGCCUCAGCUGUUAUAAGUGCCUGCAUCAUUUGGAAUGAUGCAUGCCUGUCCGAACUUCGCAGACACGCCAUACAUGCCCAUGACCAAAUACCCUAAGAUAAAAAAAAACAAAACAAGAGACAACACAGAAGGAGCUUCACAUGGCAGCAAUAACCAUGUAUAACACAGUUAUACAACAUGGACAACCAGGUCAUGAACUUAGAGGUAAAGAACGCGGCCGACACAAGAACUGGGGAAGAAAAACUCCAAAUGAUGUCUGUUUCCUCUGUGGCCAACGUGGACAUUGGAAACAUGAUUGUCACAGAAAUACCUCAUCAAACUCAGCAGACAAGUCGGACUGAAAAUGCCUGGGGGUUGUCGGAGAGAGAUGGACUCCUGCUGACAAGCCAACUUGUGGGGCCGGAAGAAGCAGGUGAAAGCAGCCCUCCCAUCACCAGCCUCCACCCCACUCCAUGAUUUCCAGCCCGGUGAUUGGGUGGUGAUAAAGGACCUGAGAAGGAAGCACUGGCACUCCAGACAGUGGCGAGGUCCAUUCCAGAUACUCCUGACAAUGCACACCGCCGUGAAGGUCACUGAGAGAGCAACGUGGGUCCACGCCAGCCACUGCAGGAGGAUCCCUGAGCCGACGGAGGAAUUCAGCUGCCAACCCGGGUGACGUGACGACAGGCGAUGCGACGACGGGCGACACGACGACGGACAAUGUGACGACGGACGAACACAGGAGAGAACAACGAGGGAUAACUCCGUGAAUGCAGCAGACACCAGCUAGACAUGGGAGACCAACUACAACAACCUUCUCAUCCCAUCAAAUCACAUCAUGCACCACCUGAUCCUGCUCCUAUCAUGCUCAGCAAUGCUGAUAGAAGCCUACACAUACGAACCCGCCAAGACUGUCACCCUGACUGAAGGGCAGAGUGCAACAUUCACUUGCAACAUCUAUCCUGAAAGUCGGCGAUUUGGUCAAAUUCGUGCAUAUUAUGCCGAAUAUGACAAAUAUCUGUGCAGAGAUCCCUGUGGACCACGCGAUUGGCAUUUGGUUGUGGCAGCCACGAGCAAAACCCUUGCCCCAAACAAAGACUCUCGUUUCAGCAUGACCAAAAUCCCACAUUCCAACGGAGCACGGAUCGUCAUCUCUAAUGUCAGACCAACUGAUGCAGGUACAUAUUGGUGUGGAAUCGAAUAUCCACAUACUCUGAUAUGUACAGGCAACUCAGGAUCGUGGUCAACGGGCCACCACACUCACAUGACGCUCCGCUUAACAUGCUGCCAAAUGUUAAGUCCAUCCCAUCAACUCCUGAAAUAGAUAGCUACCACCCGGACAACUUAAACGUCAUGGACCACAGAGGGAACACAGUGCAGCAAGCCCUCAGGCAGUGCAACAACAACAAUGCAUGUGCCUUAGCCCUUUUACACAAAAAGGAACUGAAGAUUCCUGGUGACUGUUGGGUUUGUCAUUCUCUGACAACCAGAUGGCAAGCCAGACCACUCACAGCAAAAAUUAUGUCACAAGGUCACAUGAAGGAAUCUUGGGGCAGAGAAGACCAUGGCAAAUGCACUGUCCCUCUGGGAAUGAUGACUUUACUGAUUGCUGGCCAACAACUAAGGGAAAAUGUCUCAGUUACAGCACACCCCAAUAUCACCUGCACUGACUCCCACUCAACCCCCAGUAACAUGGCAUUUGAUGUUCCCCUACAACAUGCAGAGACCUAUGUUUGUUCGGCAUCAUCAUUAGGGCCUCAUCUAGGACAGUCAAGCUGUCAAACUAAAAUAUUUGUAAACACCACGGCAUUAACUAAUUGCUCCCAUAGGUGGCCUAAUAACACACUGACAAGAUUUGCGUGUCCAUUUAAACAUCUUUCAUCCCAACCAGGAAUAAUGUGGUCUUGCGGUGGAAAAGCUUAUCAUGGCUUGCCACCUCAGUUUCAAUGGUCUGGCUCUUGCCACCCAUCAAUAGUUACCACAGAUACAACAGUCUUCCUUAAGAAGGUUCCCACUAUCACUAACAUUCAGUCCACCACACAUUUUCGAGAUCGCAGAGAUAUCACCGGCGUUCCCUCAAAAUACAACGGUUAUGUUUUGGCCGAUCCUUGGACUUCCCCCAAUGCCAAUGUUGGCUGGUCUCUAUUUUAAGGAGGGGGAACUGCUGCAGCCCUGAACAAAAUUAAUGGACUGGCCUGGUCUGCUCUCUCUCUGGCAAACUGAACUGAAGCAGCUCUCACUUUAGUCAACACUGAAAUGUUUGCAAUUAGAACAGCAGUUAUUCAACACAGACUCGCUCUCGAUAUCAUCUUUGCUGAAAAAGGAGGUGUUUGCAAGAUACUUAAUGCCUCUUGUUGUUUCUAUGUUCCUGAUGAAUACGAGAACAUCACCAACAUUAUCAAACACAUGCAAGAUGCCAUUAGGCCCCCACCAGCUGCAGAUGAUUCAUGCUUCUCUUGGUUGAAGGCUUGGGGUCAAGAAUGGUCAUCAUGGUUCCUAACAAUGAUUGUACCGGUCGUAAUUAUUUUCUUUUUACUCUGCACCAUAACCCCCUGUGUGUUGAAAUGGCUGUCUACUGUACUUACCAGAGAGGUGAUUCAAUCCUCCAUGUAUGUCCAUGUGAACAUUAAUAGUGACCAUCAAAUUUCAACUUCAGUUCCUGUCCCUGAUCUGCCUCACUACUCCAGCUCAGACUCUGAAUUUGAUGACGACAUUUGGUAAACAAUUUUUUUUUCUUUUCUUCUUUUUGCUUUCUUUACUUUUGUUUUAUUUUUACCUCCCUUUUGAUGAUUAUUAUUUUUAUUCCUUUCUUUUACUGUUAUUGACAUUGUAUCUCCCUUCCCCUCUGAACAACUGCUAUGAUGAUGCAUUUUAAAUCCACAUGAACUAAUGUGUUGGAUAUUCAAGUUGUGACCAACCUUUGUAAUAUUCGCUUUAUGUUUUUUUUUUCUUCUUCUUUUUUUGUGGUUAUUUUUUUCUUGCUUUUAUUUUUAUAUAUAUUUUACCUUUUUUAUGGCUUUUAUUUUUUAUCGUAUUUUUAUUCUAUAUUUUUCUUUUAUCACUUAUUUAUUUUUCUUUCCUUUCACACUUGCUUUCUUUUAUCAUUGAUGCUUUCUCCAUUACUGAUUAAUAGAUAAUCAAAAGGGGGGGGGGGGGGAUGCUGGUCCCUACAGCAGACCAAAAGGUAACAAAGAGCAACUUACAACUUAGUCAAAGACCUUUGUGAAGACCCCUGAAGGACGUUCCCAGGCCACUGAGGGGCGGUCUUCAGGUAUAAAUGUUUAGCUCUCCCCCUGCUCAGGGUCUUUCUUCAUCUGACCGCUCGUGUGAUGACUGACCUUUUCUUUGCAAAGAAAAUAAAAACCUUGUCGGCCGGCA
Molecule: messenger RNA, 3897 nt
Organism: Epinephelus lanceolatus (giant grouper)
Lineage: Eukaryota; Metazoa; Chordata; Actinopteri; Perciformes; Serranidae
Source: RefSeq, a predicted model, not a curated record